AUGGCUGUACCAUGGAAUUCCAUGGGUAUGCCACCAUCUGACGCCGAUCACGACAAGAUCGUUGUUGGUCCCUACGACGACUCUAGAUACACGGCAUCAUCAUCCGGCCUUAGUUAUAUCCGACAUCCUUCCUCACAGCCUACCAACUCUACAGCCCGUCUAAUUCCUCAACCUCUUCUCUCGCCGCCCAUCGCAAGGGUAUCACCUGGCCCAAGAAGCCCUUCAAGUCCGCUCAGUCCAGCCAGUUUCCAAUCUCUCAACAGUCCCUCGAGUCCUGGAUUUCCUCUCAGUCCUUUCUACCCGCCGAGUCCAGGCCCAUUACAGAGGGGGCAAUUCCCUAAUUCUCCUACCAGCGAUGGCUUCAGCUCACCACGCAUGUCUGGCGCAACAGCCGCCACAGACCCUCGAGUAUCGAUGAAGGCAUCGAACAUGAUGGAAACAGUUCUCGAGACGCCUUACUUUGAUACGCCGCCUCAUACACCUGGAUCGUGGGGCGAUGCAAGCCGUGGAACCGAUAAUUUAGACGCUACAGAGGUGCCCCUCAACAAUGGCUGGAGACCUUGGUGGUUGCGCAGAAGAGUGACCAGCAUAUUCAUUGGCGCAUCUAUGAUGUUGGCUGUAAUUGGCGAGGUAGUGAUGUGGUGGCUCUCCAAUAAUGAAGUUGACAGCAGCCUCAAGGGUCUGUGGACUUUUGGACCCGUUGUUGUUGUUUCUAUCAUGGCCAUUCUAUGGGCACGAGUCGAAGCUCAAGCAUUGCUUUAUAUGCCAUGGAUUGUACUCGAUCGCCGACCAACGACUGUUGACGAAACUCGCCGUAAGCAAGCUCACCGAACUAUUCUGCUCGACUAUCCUAGCCUCAGGAGCUUCCAAGCAUUAACUAAAGCAUUUCGAAACCGCCACCAUCUCGUCGUUGCAUCUAUCGUUAUCAAGCUUCUCCUGCGUGCUCAGAUCGUUCUUUCUACGGCCGUCUUUCACGCCGAGAUAUAUGUCGAUAGCACUACCAGACUCCGAGCCAGGCUUGGUGUCUUACAUGCUAUGGUUGGCGUCUUCCUCAUCAUCUCUGGCGUACUUCUUCCCAUGUUGUAUCAUGCACCAUCCCCUCGAGGUAUUGCGCCUCGAGACCCUACUUCUCCCGCCGGAACUGCGGCGCUUCUAACAAGUAGCCAGCAAUUUCUCUCGCGACUAUCCGGAACUGGACAUGCGGAUAUGAAUGCUGUUGCUAGUAGGUUGGCAGGCUCAUGGUAUACCACGGAACUCACACAACCCGGACGUCGACCUGAGGAAAUGUUUCAGCUGAGACAGCAUGGUGGAGGAAGUGGUGCCCUAGGCAUGAACCCUUCCAACCGACCUGAGGAGGCCACGGGGACAUACCAGCCAUGGACACAAGUCACCCGAACCAAGCUCAUCAGUAUUGCUAUUUCUGUUGCGUUGAUUGUUGGAAUCUGUGUCAUUUAUAACUUGAAAGGAAACGAGAAUGGCCUAGAAGUCGAUGAUAGCAUAUUCAUUGUUUGGACCUGUCUACCAACCAUAAUUUUUGCAGCUCUCGCCGUCUUCUGGACCCGAAUCGAUAUUGACAACCGACGCCUGGCCCCGUUCUUGAAGCUCACCGACUCGAAAUGCCGAUUUCAGGAAUCUUUGGGGCUGACGUACAUGAACGAAUUUGGUCUGCACACAGCUGGAAAGGCCAUGAAGAACCAAGAUUGGGCCGUUUUCCUGGCUAAGUGCACCUCGAUGCUUGGCUGGCUGAUGCCAAUAUUUACUGCGGGACUGUUUGCUGUUUCUCAGAUGGCACAAAGGGCCAACCUUGAGCUUCGACCAGAGUCGCAGUUUGUAUCGACAACGAAAUCGCUAAGCACCGCCAUCGAUAGCGAUACGAUCGAAAAUGUGAUCCUGAGAGAAACUCCCAAGUACCCGAGAUGGACGUGGGAGGAUGUCGCUCUCCCAGAGGUUUCGCUUGUCGAUCACCCAAGCGAGUGGCCACUUCCUAACACAGAACUUGUGGCCACAGUCCCGAGCCUCAGGGGCAAGCUCACUUGCGAGACGAUAUCUCUUUAUGGAGGCGAGGGUGUGAAUUGGCAAUGUGUACCAUUGGGAGGAUCCACGAAGCAGCCCAUCUGCGGAUCUGAUCAAUCUCGAACUGCACUUGUUGCGUCUUCAUGCUCACAACUCUCUUCCAAAUACUCCCUCAAGUAUAUUUGGGGUAGCUGUUCAGAUGACGGUAUGAUUUCUGUCAUGAUGUGCAAUCAAUCGAUUGUCGACGUUGAUGUCUUGACAACAUUCCGCACUGAGGACCUGUCCAUCAACACGAAUGCUAUUCCCAUUGUGAACGCAUCGAGUGAGACGCCUUCGGAUGUGACGGCGGAUAUCACGAGUGUUUAUGAAGCACUCGAUAACGUUGGUGCUGAUAACAAAACCAUGAACGGACUCGAUGCAUUCUUUCGUACUUUGGUGCUCUCGAGGUUGCAGACAACUUUGGAGCGUAUUGCGAUGCCCGAGAGACAGAAUUCAGUUUCUCAAGCGAUCCGCCAACUGCAUGGAAUUCUUGCUGCGCAGGCGUUCAAUAGUGACUUGAUGCGGCGGCCCUUGUCAUCUAAGCUCCGUGCUCGUGAUGGUUCUCCAACCGAUAUUCCAGCCUCGGUUGAUUAUGUUCUCCCGCGUCUGAUGCAGGGAAGCGUGCAAAGCUUUGUCCUCAUCGGGUUACUAGGCUUUACGCUCGCAUUCGGACUCCUUUCGCUACGGACGGCAUCUCGGGGGACUCUGAGCAAGAGCCCUGGUAGUAUUGCCGCUCAAGCAAGUCUUCUUGCAGACUCAACACUGUGGUGGCGCUUACCAGACGGAGCAGAAUGGAUGGAAGAUGACGAUUUAGCGCGAUGCCUUCGUCGAAGGACGUUCCAUCUCGGAUGGAGUAAGGGGGCCGCGGGAACCCGAAGCUACGGUAUCGGGAUCGUGCAGGACGAAGGAAAAGCAGCGAGGCCACCAAUGGUCUCGCAAACAAGUGCUGAUAAGAGCGGGGGAAUGGUUCCUGGGCGAUACAUUAGUAUGGCGCCUGGGGUAUACUCUUAUGGGGAUGUUGCGACAUAUGAAAAGUCGUGA
Molecule: messenger RNA, 3093 nt
Organism: Fusarium tjaetaba
Lineage: Eukaryota; Fungi; Ascomycota; Sordariomycetes; Hypocreales; Nectriaceae
Exons: 2
Coding region: 1-3093 (1030 amino acids)
Source: RefSeq, a predicted model, not a curated record